This is a messenger RNA of Hypoxylon fragiforme, 1718 nucleotides long. RefSeq lists its product as uncharacterized. The record is from RefSeq and is a predicted model, not a curated record. Lineage: Eukaryota; Fungi; Ascomycota; Sordariomycetes; Xylariales; Hypoxylaceae. The transcript is spliced from 3 exons. The coding region runs from base 1 to 1599 and encodes 532 amino acids.
AUGGACAAAAUGAAUUCUGUUCGGAAGUUUGUCGCCAUCGAGGUCCCAUUUACACAAUGGGAAGUCUGGCCCAAUGAACAAAAGAACCAAACCUUAGAGUUCUUCAAGGCCCGCCACCCCGACAAACGUCUACAGUGGGUGUUGAGCUUCCUUGGCGGCAAUGAGGUUAUCGUUGUCGAUAUAAUUGAGGUGAUGAUAAACACAGGCCUCGUAAUUGAGGGUUGUGUUUAUGGUAGCGGCAAGCCGAUCUUGGGAUUGUUCCACGGCGAGCAUACCCCAUAUUCAAGCGAGAUAGCACGAAAGUCGGGCGCGACACUAUCCAUAGAAAAGGCUCGCCAAUACAGAAGUCGGUCGCCGGCGCGAGGUGAGCCCAUUGUCACGAGACAUCGUGACUCUAGAAGCCGCUCCCCAGCAGCUACUGUUCAUGAGCGCCGACCCACAGUUACUCCCCGGCCAACGGUUGCUCCCCAGCAGACAGUUGCCCCCCGAGCCUUAGGCCCCCCGUACGGAUAUAACCCUGACAAUAAACGUACUCACACCGAGGGAGAUACGACAAUCGCCAAAGCAAACCUUGCCACCACUCGUCUUCCAGGCUAUCUGGACAUAGAUGAGAUCACACGGGAGUACCACUCCUUCGUUCGCCAGUACCAACUACCUGUGAUCCAUCCAGUGCCUGAAGGCACUGCGAAAGGAUUGGAAAGAUACAACGUUCCAGACCUUUAUAUGCAAAUCAUUGUAGCGCCGGAAGAAGCCUCGGCUAACAGGAUCCGCACUGGGCGCCGAUCCGGAGCAGUGAAGAAGACUCGCAAGACUGCUCUAAAAACACCACCAGCAGACACGAUGGCUCCGUCAGGCUCUGCUGCUAUUCCUCAGUCAGCCUUUGCGACAACUCCUCAAAUGGGUUCUGCCACAGUGUCUCAGUCGGGUUCUGCGACAAUUUCUCCGUCUGGUUCCGCUACGAUAUCACAAUCAGGUUCCACUGCGGGCAUGUCAAUGUCAAGUUCUGCGAUUCCUACACCAAGCCACACGACGGCGUCUCCGUCAGGUCCUGCGAUGAUGUCUCAGCCAGCAUCUACUAUAAAUCCUUCGUCAAGUUUGGCUUCGGUGUCUCGACAAAGCUUAGCUCCGGGUAUACCAGAAUUUAGUUCCGCUACGAUUCCUUCUUCAAGCUUUGCUGAAUCAGGCUUUGCUACGAUGCCUCAAAUAGGAUACUCCACAAAUACUCCAUAUUCAGGUUCAGCUUCGAUUGCUCAGCUAAAUUACAAUACUGGUAUACCUGAGACAAGCCUCGCACCGAUGCCUCAAUCAAACUUUGCUGCGGGCACAUCAGACUUGACACCCACGCAAGAUCUCGCACCGAUCCCUCGAUCAAACUUUGCUGUGGGUUCAUCAGACUUGAUACCCACGCAAGAUCUCGCUCUCGCCACCUGGAACCCGGCACCUCAGGGCCAUGAGCCUGUCGAUGAUCUCCAGCUGCUACUCAGUCAGGCUGAUAGUUUUGAGGUCGCAGAUCUUCAAGGUCCCGCUGGUGUAGGAUUCUCAGAUGGCCAAGAAUUCACAGAAGAGGAGCUUGACCAGCUACUGAUGGACCUUGCUUAAUGGACAUUGCGGGUCAACAACUUACACCAGCGAGGUAUGAACGGAGAAAGUGAUUGAGAACUUCUACGUACACAAACAAGAAAAGCCGACUAUAUAUAUGCUACCACCCUAUCAAGAGA